UCGUUUCAACAACUUUUCCCCCUCGCUCGCGCUCGCCGUCGGCCCCAAUCUCGCCGUCAGCGGUGGUCGCGUCGUGCCCCCUUCGGUGGUCGCACGGUUUCGCCUCUGUUCAUGUGAUCUGUUCCGCACUCAUUCUAAGGUGAUAGUGGAGAGUGAUGGCCGGAACUUCGUCUUCUGAAAUUGACAUCCCUGAAUUUCCAUCAAGUCUUAAUGUCCUUGUCAUUGAUACUGAUUCCGGAGUUCUUGAAUACAUGGAGAAAUCAUGCAAAGAAAAGUCUCAUAAAGCUGUAAUAUGCUUUGAAUCUUCAAUGGCUGUGGAAGUUUUGCGGAAAGAAGAAAUAGAGAUUCAUAUGAUCGUCAUGGAGCUUAAUAUGCCAAUGAUGAAUGGCUUUGAAUUCCUGCAAUUUCUCGAUGAAGAAGGAUUUGAUAUUGCUUUUGUCAUGAUGUCUGAUGAUUUUACUCUGUCUACCAUGACAAAGGCUUUCCAACUUGGAGCUAUAUUCUAUUUCAUAAAACCCUUCGGUGAUCGGUUGUUAGAUUUGUGGCCACCUUUCUUAAAGCAUUAUUACGACAGGCGUCACUUAGAAGAUGAUGAGACAGGUGACGGAGAAGCCAAAGCCGAUGAAGAUGAUGAGACAGGUGAUGGAGAAGCCAAAGCCGAUGAUACCCUCCACAAGAAAGAUGAUACCUUCCACAAGAAAGAUUGAUAUCCUUCACAAGAAAGAUGACACCCUAGUAUGAUCAGCAGACUUAUGCAAAAUUCAUAGUUGGUUUAGAAGCUAAAAAGUUGCAGCUACUAAAUAAAGAGACUGAGAAGAAUAUAAAAUUACAUACUUAAUUUCCUUCGUUAA
Messenger RNA from Vigna radiata var. radiata (mung bean), 851 nucleotides. Its product is annotated as two-component response regulator ARR14. The record is from RefSeq and is a predicted model, not a curated record. The coding region runs from base 156 to 707 and encodes 183 amino acids. Gene Ontology annotation, biological process: phosphorelay signal transduction system; cytokinin-activated signaling pathway. NCBI's taxonomy places the organism in Eukaryota, Viridiplantae, Streptophyta, Magnoliopsida, Fabales, Fabaceae. The transcript is spliced from 4 exons.